This is a messenger RNA of Trifolium pratense (red clover), 1665 nucleotides long. Its product is annotated as homeobox-leucine zipper protein HDG8-like. The transcript is spliced from 7 exons. The record is from RefSeq and is a predicted model, not a curated record. Gene Ontology annotation, molecular function: lipid binding. Lineage: Eukaryota; Viridiplantae; Streptophyta; Magnoliopsida; Fabales; Fabaceae. The coding region runs from base 1 to 1665 and encodes 554 amino acids.
AUGGCUCAUUUUCAGAUGUGUCCACCUGAGCCACAACCUAAGAAGACUACACCAAAACCUACAAAAAAAAGAAAACGUAAAGAAACCUGUAUUAAUGAAGACUAUGAUAUUUGUGAUACCAAAGAAUCCGAGGAAAAUUCGUCAUCAUUCUUAAGUGUUGCGAAAAGUGCUAUGCGCGAACUAUUGAGGCUCGUGUCUACUACUGAAGAAUCAUUAUGGACACGCCAUUUAAACAAAGUAGUUGGAUUUACUCUUGAUCGACAAAUGUAUGUCAAUUUGAAUUCAACGUUUUCAAAAUUGAUAUCUCCAAAUAGACGUGAAGAGUCUUCGAAAGAAGAGCUGAUAGUUCGGAGCAGCGGAAAAAAUUUGGUUGAAUUGAUUUUAGAUUCGGAAGAAUGGGCUAAAUUAUUUCCAACAAUUGUUUCAAAUGCUAAAACAGUGAAAGUAUUUAAUGCCGGUUCACCAGAAAAUCGAAAUGGAGCCUUACAAGCUAUGGUUGGAGAAGUGCACAUCCUUUCACCUUUGGUACCAUCUCGAGAGUUCUACUUCAUCCGUUAUUGUCGACAGUUUAGCAAUAAUGAUUGGGUGAUAGUUGACGUGUCAGGUGAUUUCCUAUUCGACCGCGCUAAUAUUCGCAAUCCGGCUUACAAACUUCCAUCUGGGUGUUUGAUUCGUGAAAUGCCUAACGGAAAAUCUAAGGUUACUUGGGUUGAGCAUGUGAUGGUGAAUGAAAUGAGUCAACAACACAUGCUUUACAAAGAUCUCAUUCAAGAGUAUAAUCCAUUUGGAGCAAAAAUAUGGCUUUAUGCACUUCAAAGAAUGUGCGAGAAAAAUCAUUGUUCUUCAAUUGAGUACACACCCAAACAUGACAAUGAUAGAGAGAUUAGGUCAAAAGAAGGGAGAAAAAGUGUGAUGGACCUAUCUAAUCGAAUGAUUCGAAGCUUUUGCAAAGAUUUGAAUAGGGCAAACAUGAACCAUAUUUUGACACAUCACACAAAUGAAUAUAAGAUUCAUUUAACUCAAGAGAUUUAUAACCCUAACAAGUUUCGUUUGAAAUGUCGCUCCAAUGCAAAUGGCAUCGUUGUCACUGCAAUUGGAUCUGUUAGGCUUCAUUUUGCUCCGCAGACUGUUUUCCACUUUCUUAGUGAUGAAAGAAGACGACAAGAGUGGGAUAGUCUUGUUGGUGAAAGAGAAAUGCAUGAAGUUGCCUACAUCUCAAUAGGAGAAAUUCAAUCUUACAACCGCAUUUCCAUUCUUGAGAUAUAUGAUGAUGAUAACGACGACGACAAUGACGAUGACGAUGGUGAUGAUGAUGAUGAUGAGAAGGACGACGAUAACAAAAACAACAACAAAAAUGUGCAAAUUUUUCAAGAAGUUUGUAUUGAUCCUGUGGGAGCAUAUGUUGUGUAUGCUCCAAUCAAUACAAGACAUAUGCAUAGGAUCUUAAAUGAGGAGAACUCAUCAGAUUUGCAAAUUCUUCCUUGGGGUUUCAUGAUCUCAAAAGUUGGACAUUUUGAUGCUGAUGAUACAUUAUUAACAUUUUCUUUCAAAGUUUUAGUUUCUGCUGAAGCAUCAUUAGGAGUAACCAUUGAAAGGUUAACUUCAAUAUUCACAACAACAAUCGAAAAGAUUCAGCAUGCAUUAGAUUAUGAAGAUGAUGAUUAA